Molecule: messenger RNA, 2534 nt
Organism: Syzygium oleosum
Lineage: Eukaryota; Viridiplantae; Streptophyta; Magnoliopsida; Myrtales; Myrtaceae
Product: two-pore potassium channel 1-like
Exons: 2
Coding region: 995-2077 (360 amino acids)
Biological process (GO): stabilization of membrane potential; potassium ion transmembrane transport
Cellular component (GO): plant-type vacuole membrane
Molecular function (GO): potassium ion leak channel activity
Source: RefSeq, a predicted model, not a curated record
AGACAGUGUUUGGGGGACUCGCGCUUGGGCCCGAAUUGCCAUUUUCGGAUUCGCAGUCCAAAAGGCAGUUCCUUUUUUUUUAUCAUUAUGUAAUUGAAUUUUCAAUUCCACAUCAGGGGAUUCAUCUCCUCCAUGAUGGUGCCUGAAAGGACGCUUAUCUUCACGGAAUUUCACGUGUGCAUAUUAAUGCGGGGAACACAGUUCGGCUCGAUAAUGGGUGCGUGGAAACAACGGGGCGUAACUCUUCAGCUUCCUCUUUCGGAAAAGUUCGGAUCUUGCAGUCCUUUUUCCCCAUUUCUCAAGGAGGGCAAUGCAAUCUUUUGGGAAGCCAUUUUCUCUUUUGUGAACUCGCUUCCUCAGGUAAAUCGGACAAAAGCCCGCCGUUUCAUUUUCAGCUCCAAGACGUAGACAUGCACGUAUGCCUUUGCCGUGAAUCUCCCGUGUUUCUUAUUCGUGCGUCUCUUCUGGGUGUCCUCAUGAUCAUCUGACCUUUCUGGGAUGUGUCGCAGAUUAAGUAGUGUUUAAAAGAUCGUGAAUUCUUGUAUGUGUCUAAGAGAUCCAUUCAUGUCCUCCUAAGUUUGCCAUUCUGUUCGAAGGGAUGAAUUCUUGUUUAGUCCAAGCCUUCUUGGCAUUAUUUGCUCAUCCAUUUACAUGCUUGGCUGCGUUUCAUCUGCAAUAUGGUCAACGUUGAUUGAAAUUGUCCUUGGUCUUGGUAAAAAAAGGCAAUGUCUAAAGGGAAACAGAGUCUCUCUAUUCUCACAAUUUAUAAGCCUGAUAUCUGUUUCAUGAAAUCAAAGAGAAUCGCCAGUUUAAGGUUAUUUGGGAGUGAAAGCUGCGAAAUUUUCACCUUCACUCUGCAUCACAUAGAGGGACCAGACAUUAGAUUGCGUGGUACGGGGAACUUGAGCUCAUGGCGAAGUUUGAACACACCCAUUACUGGACGGUAAACAAGACCGACAGAAAAUUCACGGAAUGUCCCUUGACCGAUUGCUGAAUGCUCCAAAAAUGCAGGCUGCUUGAGAAGGACGAAUCUGCAGCAUUUGAUAUGGCCUAUGAUAAUACCAGAGAAUCCUUGAUUGGGAAUCCAGCUGAUGCUUCGAAUCAUCCCAAGGACAAGAGUAAUGCAGUCCAAAGAAGAAGACACCGCCACAAUUCUCCUUCAGUGGAUAGUUUCCCCGAGCAGAAUGGCACUGAACCUCAUCUUCUCGAGUCUACUAAAGAACCCACAUUUAGAAAAAUCGUCAUAGUUGUGGCUGCAUACCUUGGUGUAGGAAGCUUUAGUUUCUUUCUCCUAAGGAACCAAAUCUCGGGCAAGAAGACGAAUGGUCUACUCGAUGCCCUUUACUUUUGUGUUGUCACCAUGACUACUGUGGGAUAUGGAGAUCUUGUCCCAAGUAGCUCAUUGGCGAAACUUCUUGCCUCGACAUAUGUUUUUGCAGGAAUGGCUCUUGGUGGGCUGAUCCUAAGCAAAGCGGCCGAUUACGUUCUCGAAAAGCAGGAAAUGCUUUUAGUAAGAGCUAUGCACAUGAAUGAAAAGGUUGGUCCAGCCGAAAUCCUGAAGGAGGUCGAAGUCCACAAAAUCAGAUAUAAAUGUCUCACUUCCCUCAUUCUUCUUGGGGUCCUAACUGUACUUGGAACCGUGUUUCUGUUGGUUGUCGAGAAAUUUACAUUUGUCGAUGCUUUCUAUUGUGUUUGCGCUACCAUUACUACUCUGGGCUAUGGAGAUGAAAGUUUCUCGACCACCAGCGGCAGAAUCUUUGCCGUGUUUUGGAUACUGGCGAGUACCAUAUGUGUGGCUCAGUUUUUCUUCUACCUCACUGAAAUGUACACAGAAAGCAGGCAAAGAUCAUUGGUAAAAUGGGUUCUCACACGAAACGUUACGUGCUCGGAUUUAGAGGCAGCAGAUCUUGAUCAGGACAAAGUUGUCAGCGCUGCGGAGUUUGUUGUAUACAAGCUACAGGAAAUGGGAAAGAUCAGCCAGGAAGAUGUUACGGCGAUCUUAGAGAGGUUCCAGAAUCUUGACGUUGAUCAGUCUGGAACUUUGACAACAUCUGAUAUAGUCCAGUCCCGAAAUUAGGGGGUUUUGCUGCUUGUUUCCGAGGAUUAUACUUACAUACUUUAGUCUUGUAUCACUCAUACGCCCCGCCAUUACUUGGUGAUGAUGCUGAAGUUUUCUCUGUUAGCUUCAACCAUAAGUGAAUGUCUCCCCUAUCUAUAAAAUCACUGGCAAAAAGUAAAUCCAAAAGGUGGAAUUCAUGUAUCCCUGCCUGAAUCUCAGCAUCUAGCAGCAGAUGCUAGAUACCACGAGUCAGAUGGUCUGCGACAUCAGCUUCACAAAAUUUAUUGAAUUUCAUCGUCGAUCUGUUGCAGUCUCACUUUUACAUGACAGAAGUUGCUACCGUGGUGCGUGCAACAAAGUCUGCAGUUUGCCAACUGAAACGUUUUGUUCAUGAUGACUUUUAAGUUCCUAAAUCUAUCUGAACAGCACGAUCAUAGUCAUCAUGCAAACGGACUUAAUUUGAAUCGGCUGUCCU